Cryptomeria japonica (Japanese cedar) is the source of this 5667-nucleotide messenger RNA. Its product is annotated as protein GFS12. The transcript is spliced from 17 exons. The coding region runs from base 135 to 5369 and encodes 1744 amino acids. NCBI's taxonomy places the organism in Eukaryota, Viridiplantae, Streptophyta, Pinopsida, Cupressales, Cupressaceae. Gene Ontology annotation, biological process: protein phosphorylation. The record is from RefSeq and is a predicted model, not a curated record. Gene Ontology annotation, molecular function: protein binding; ATP binding; protein kinase activity.
UUGACCGCCUACUCGAUCAAAAUCUUUAGCGGAAGAACUAAGAUACUAAUGUUUUGGUGCGAAAGCUUUUCAACUCUUAUAAAUGUUCGAACAGUUGGCAGCCUAUAAAUUGCAGUCUGCAGAUACUGAGAGUGAUGAAUUCCGUCGAAUUAGUUGAGAUGGAGACGGAAAUAGAGAUGAAGGUUUCAAUAGAGAAGGAAAUGUGCUUAGAGGGUCUGGAACGGAGUAUUCGUAAGGACUUGUCAGAUAGGGUGCUCGUCUCGUACGGCAUUUUCACCUCUGCUCGCCCCUUUGGUUCGAAGAUCGUCUGCGAGGUUGACUUGAUUGGGAAGGAAGAUAAUUUACCAUGCAAGGAUGAUACUACAGAAUUUGUCAUACAGGUCAUAGCAGAGCAUGGCAACGAGUCCUUUAGAAAUGACAUGGAUGUAAAUAUAGUUGAGCAGUCAACAUCAAAAGCAGAGGAGAGAGAUUGCAUAACAGAUUUGUCAGAUCUUAAUGAGCAGGUGGAAGGUACAGGGGGGGAAUGUGAAUUUGAGAUGCAAAGCUGUGAUUUAUUGGAAACAAGAUCAAAUUUUUGCUUGGGAAGUGUUGUUGGAACUUCAGAAAUUUCUAAAUGUAUUAACGGGUCCCUAAAUGCUUCAAUAGAUAAAAUUUUGAUGAAGGUUUUAGAAGACACUGGAAAUUUGAAAUUAGUUUUCGUAGAGAACAUCGUUGCAUUGUCUCCCACUGCUGUUAGAACUGCAUGCUAUGCAGCAUUAGAGAGCAUUUUCUGGAGUCUGAAUUCUGGUACUUUGGAGGAAAAUGUAUUGUCAUCAAUGAAUUGCUUUCUUGAGGAGAAAAGCAUGGACCCAUAUGCAAUAAAAUUUAUUAAAUCAGUUGGUAUGCCUUUAUCUUGUGGAGAAGAUGUAUCCGCUGUAUCUGUCAGACAUCCCAAUAUAGUUCCAAUCUUGGGCUUACUUAAGAGUACUGAAUAUAUGUAUCUUGUACAUCCAAAAGCUCCAUUUACUCUAGAAAAUAUUUUACAUUUCAGCCCAGGGGCACUCAAAACUGAUUGGCAUCUCCGAUUUCUUACAUAUCAAAUUCUCUCAGCAUUGGCUUACAGUCACAAGCAAGGAAUUGCUCACAGAGGUCUGAGUCCUUCAAACAUACUGCUGACAGAUACAUACUGGUGCUGGCUCAGUGGAUUUGGAGAGCACUCUAUACAAAAUGUACAAGAAAGCUCUAACAAGACUAAUUCAUCAAUAGUCCUUGGCCAUAAGAGAAAUAUUUGCACAGAUUUUUGUUCUUGUCGGGCACUUCUUAUGGAAUUGAAGCUGUCGUCACUCAUGGAUUGGGAAUCCGAUUUUAAGAGAUGGUGGGAAGGAGAGUUAAGUAACUACGAGUACCUCCUUGCUUUGAAUCGAUUGGCUGGGAGAAGAUGGGGUGACCGAACAUUUCAUACUGUAAUGCCUUGGGUUAUAGAUUUCAGUGUAAGGCCUGAUGUGAACACCAAUGCUGGUUGGAGGGACCUGAAGAAGAGUAAGUGGCAUUUAGCAAAGGGAGAUGAACAACUAGAUUUUACCUAUGCAAGCUCUGAAAUACCACACCACGUUUCAGAUGAGUGUCUCUCUGAGCUUGCUGUCUGUAGCUAUAAAGCAAGAAGGCUGCCUUUGUGUGUUUUACGGCGAACUGUGCGUUCGGUCUAUGAACCAAAUGAGUAUCCUGCAAGCAUGCAACGAUUAUACCAGUGGACUCCUGAUGAAUGUAUUCCCGAGUUCUAUGCUGAUCCUCGGGUUUUCUAUUCCAUUCACGAAGGAAUGAGCGAUCUUGUAAUACCAUCAUGGGCAGCCACGCCUGAAGAGUUUAUUUCAUUACAUCGUGAAGCUUUAGAAAGUGAUCGGGUAUCUAUGAAUCUGCAUCAUUGGAUUGACUUGACAUUUGGUUAUAAGCUAAGUGGUGAGGCUUCUGUUGUAGCAAAGAAUGUAACUUUGUCAACCUCUACACCAACUGUACCAAGGUCAAUGGGACGACGUCAACUGUUUUCCAGGCCUCAUCCCAUGCGCAAAUGUUCUUCAAGAAGACUGCAAAGUUCAUGGAAGGAUCCACCAGAAUUUCGAAAUGAAGGCAAAUUACUGGAAUGUACAAAUGAAAGUGCAUCCAAAAUGGUUAGGCAAAGUGUUUCCCAGACUAGAAAUAUAUGCAGCAACAACAAUUUUUUUUCUCAAGUGGACAAUCUUUCUGUGUCAUCAUCUUUGGAAGAGCUGGAGGAGUUAGCUUUGUUCAUUGAAUCUUCAAGGCAUUUGACUCCAUGUUAUAAUCCUAUCUUAGCAGCUAAUUCUAAUGGUAGUUUGAAUUUCCACAGCUUGCUAGGACAAAAGUUGGAGAAAGGGCCUACAAAAUCCUUGCCCAGCACCAUUUCAAAUCCACCUUAUGGAGAAUAUAGCAAGUUCAUUGAUUGUUUAGAAGCUGAAGAAGAUGGAAGAGAGAGGACCUUUCAAGACUUUUUACUUUGGCAGAAUAAGGCUUCUCAAUCAAUAUCACCCUCAGAAACUUUGGCUAAUGAUAUCUUUGCAGUGGGGUGUAUCAUUGCUGAGUUACAUUUGCACAGACCACUAUUUGACCCAGUCUCUUUGGCUGCAUACAUAAAGGAUGGCAUACUACCGGGACUGCUCAAAAAACUUCCUCCAUAUCUGCAAUCCCUAAUUGAAUCAGCAAUCCAUUUAGAUUGGAGAAGGAGGCCUUCAGCACAAGCUCUACUAGAAAUGCCAUUUUUUCCUUCCACAGUAAGAUCAGCUUAUUGGUUUCUUGCUCCUGUUCACAUUAUGGGGAGCAAAAGUUCACGCCUACAAUAUGCAGCAAAAUUAGCAAGAGAAGGAGCUCUACUUUCCAUGGGCUCUUUUGCUGCAGAAAUGUGCCUCUCAUCUUGUUUACCACUUAUCUUGGCUCCUCCUUCAGAUUUUGAUGUUGAAGCUGCUGUACAUUUACUAAGGGAAUUUAUACGAUCUUUGAAACCUCAAGCUGCAAAAUCAAUGUUGCUGCCUUCAAUUCAGAAAAUUUUACAAAGUGCAGAAUCAUCACACCUCAAGGUGACCCUUCUUCAGAUUUCAUUCAUAAGAGAUUUAUGGAAGUCAGUGGGUUUACAAGCGUAUUUGGAAAACAUUCAUCCAUUGGUGAUAAAAAAUCUAUAUAUCUCUUAUGAUAAAAACUCAGCAGCGGCAGCAUCAGUUUUGCUUGUAGGCUCUUGUGAAGAACUCGGUACACCUAUCACAAUUCAUCAGACAAUUCUGCCUCUAAUGCAGUGCUUUGGAAGAGGAAUCACUGUUGAGGGAAUUGAAACCUUAGUUAGAAUUGGGGGGCAUCUUGGGGAUAAAGUUAUUGUAAGGCAAAUGUUGCCACCUUUACGCAGCAUUAUAUUAUCUGGUACAGCUUUCUCCAAUGUAGAUAAACAGGAGCCUUUCCAAAGCUGGCACACUCUGGCUGUUAUAGAUGCACUCACAGUUCUUGAUGGACUAGUUAGAAUUCUCCCAAGUUCAGUUGUCCUUACGGAGUUAGUGCAGGAUCAAAACAGCGUCCAUGCAAAGUUGCUCAUGCAAAACAAUCUAAAUCCAAAUUUGGUUCAGCCUGCUGCGAAGGCAUUACUUGCAAUUUGUCAGCAUAUUGGACCAGAUUCUACUGCAGCAUUCAUGUUACCAAAGAUUAAGCCAGUUUUGGAUGAACUUGCCUUUUCCCAGGAAGUUGAUUCUGUAGAGGAGGAAAUGGGGAAUCGUGACUCUUCAUCCAGAAUGCAAAGAAUAAAUACUAGUGGACAUUCUGAAGUUAAUGAAGAGGCCUUUGCCAACAAUAAGAUGGACCUUGUAUUUUUACUAUAUCCUUCCCUUGCAUUGCUUCUUGGAAUUGAGAAGCUUCGUCAGUGUUUUACUACAUGGCUGCUUCUGGAGCAAGUUCUAUUUCGGCGAUACAAGUGGAAGUGGAAAUGUGUAGGUGAGAUGUCUCAGCUUGGAGAUAUCACUCAUGGGAUAAAUACUGACAAGAGCCCACAAACUGCUUUCAAUCCAGCCAGCUUGCUACUCAAUGGUGUAGGCUGGUCAAUACCGCAGUCUCAGGCAAGCAAAAUAAGCAAGUCUUCAAUAACCAGACAGACACCAGAUGACCGAGAAAGUGCUCAUAAUGAAGUGGCAGUGUCUUGUGGCAAAUAUGAACCUUGGUCUUGGUUACCUACUGCUGUUGACACCUGGGAAGGACCAGAGUUUCUAGGAAGACUUGGUGGCAUGAAGGAUGAGCACCCAUGGAGAUUAAAAGCAUCAGUUCUUCAUUCUGUGCGUGCACACCCUGGAGUUUUGAGGGCUGUGGCUGUUGAAGAUGAUGAAUGUACAGUCUUCUCGGCAGGAACUGGACCAAGAGUGAGGGGUAUAGUAUACAAAUGGCAGUUAUCAACAAUGGAUUGCAUGAUAGGUUAUACAGGCCACGAGGAGGUUGUCAAUGAUAUCUGCAUUUUGCCGGGAUGUGAAAGAAUAGCUUCUUGUGAUGGAACUGUUCAUAUUUGGAGUGGUCAGACUGGAAAAUGUAUUUCAACAUUUUCAGAAAAUUCAGAAAUUUCUUCUUCUGUGGGGUCUAUCUUGCCUUCAAUGCCUAGGGAAACUGUGGAACUGGGAACUGGUGUAAAUGCUACAGCAUUAACUGGAGGGAUACUAUCUGCUGGAUUUCAUGGAAGUUUGUACACUUGCAUGCAUUGCAUGCAUGCAGAAGAAAAACUUGUUGCCGGCACUGGUAAUGGUUACUUAAGGUUUAUUGAUAUAAAAGUAGGACAGCAGCUUCAUCUAUGGCGAUGUGAACCAUUGGAAUCCUCGUUUUCUUCUUUAGUUUCAGCUAUUUGUUGUUCAGGAAGUCGAGACAAACUUGAAGGGAAGAGAGGAUUAUCAAGCUCUUCAUGGAUAGCUGCUGGGUUCAGUUCAGGGCAUUGUAGAUUGCUUGAUCUAAAGAGUGGGAGCAUUAUCGCACACUGGCGAGCUCAUGAUGGCUUUGUCACCAAGCUGGCUGCUGUCGAUGAACACUUGAUAGUUUCAAGUUCUCUUGAUAGAACAUUGCGACUUUGGGAUCUUAGGAGAAGCUGGCCUACACAACUGCAGGUCUUCAGGGGGCACUCAGAUGGAGUUUCUAGCUUUUCCAUUUGGGGUCAUGAUAUGCUUUCUGCCUCUGGAAGUAAGAUUGGUCUUUCUUCUCUUUCUAGGCCAUAUGGUCAGCAACAGCAGCAACGCAUUUUGCCACAGAAGUUGUAUUCAGCAGACCGUGCAAUGAAGAACUUGUCAGCCAUAUCGACCAUAAAUGUUCUUCCUUUUUCACGACUAUUCCUUGUUGGUACUGAAGAUGGUUAUCUGAAAGUUUGUUGCUAGUCUUAAUGCAAAUGAAAGAUGAAAGCAAGCACUGAAUCUUGGAAGGUCCAAACUGACUCGUAAAAGUAAAUGGUUUUCUCCAAUUAUAUCAGCCGACCCCGACCGUGUCUGAACAUACUUGAUCACAGAAUGCCACCUGCAUACAUAUGCCAAAAGAUUUUUUCCUUGAUUUUGUGGCUGUUUUGUUUCGGGUUUUGUCCACAUGAACUUUAGGAUUGACUUUUUCCAUCUACCACUUCAUAAAAUAAGUGUACUUUAUAAUUAGUAAUAAAGAUACUUAUUCAUUAAAAAAAUCUAA